This is a messenger RNA of Oncorhynchus nerka (sockeye salmon), 1126 nucleotides long. Its product is annotated as runt-related transcription factor 3-like. Gene Ontology annotation, biological process: regulation of transcription by RNA polymerase II; ossification; regulation of cell differentiation. The record is from RefSeq and is a predicted model, not a curated record. NCBI's taxonomy places the organism in Eukaryota, Metazoa, Chordata, Actinopteri, Salmoniformes, Salmonidae. The coding region runs from base 1 to 960 and encodes 319 amino acids. Gene Ontology annotation, molecular function: DNA-binding transcription factor activity, RNA polymerase II-specific; ATP binding; RNA polymerase II cis-regulatory region sequence-specific DNA binding. The transcript has 5 exons. Gene Ontology annotation, cellular component: nucleus.
AUGUUACUUAUUCCCCCAGAUCCCCAGAUCACUAGCCGUAGGUUCAGUCCACCGCUCCAUGGUAAGACCAGAGAUGGGACAGUGGGAGUGACAGCUCAGCAUGAGGAGAGUGGCCCCCAGAGUACAGGGGACAUUCCUGCUGAGUUCAGGCCCACCGACAGCCCCAACUUUCUGGUGUCAAGCCUCCCCGCACACUGGCGUUGCAACAAGACUCUGCCACGUGCCUUCACGGUGGUUGCCCUGGGUGAUGUAAGUGACGGUGUUCUAGUCACGGUGAUGGCAGGGAAUGAUGAGAACUGUUCAGCUGAGCUUCGGAACGCCACCACGCUGAUGACAUCACACACAGCACGCUUCAAUGACCUCCGCUUUGUAGGACGCAGUGGGAGAGGUAAAAGCUUUAAUCUGACCAUAACCGUGUUCACCAGUCCUCCCCAGGUGGCCACGUACCACAGAGCUAUCAAAGUUACUGUAGACGGACCUAGAGAGCCACGCCGUCACAGGCAGAAGCUAGAGGUGGGUCCAAAAACAGGGCUUUUCAGGGUUGCCAUGCCGAUGCAGAGUCUCCGCCCCCUCAACAACAUCACCAACCCUCCAACAAGAGGUGUGUGUGAGCUGGCUGCUGGGUUUGAUCGCCCGUUUCCCCCCCUCUCCUCAUUCUCAUCCACUCCCAGAAUGCACUUCUCGUCCUUCCCUUACUCCGUCACCCCCCCUCCACCACCGUACCUCCCCCCACCUUUCCCCACACUCACCCCCCAUUCCCACAGUGGACUCUUCCAGCCCAGCAGCAGCCCCAUCCUCUACUAUGGAGCCUCUGCUGGGACCAACCACUACAUCUCACUGCCAGAGGGGGACAGGACAAACCACUUUACCUCUGGGCCGGGAGGAGACCAGGCCCCCACUGCCGCGCUGGCCAAUCAAACAGAGGGUAGGGGGGAGGAGCCUGUGUGGAGGCCAUAUUGACUUGGACAGGAUGGUGCAAUCAAUCAAUCAAGAAUCAAUCAAUCAAGAAUCAAUCAAAACCUGAUGGUUAGUGCUUUACGCCUGUGUCUUUACAUUUAUAUUUGUUCCCAUUAAUAAUACUAAGAUGCACCACGUAGCUCUAUGUGUGUGUUUUAUGAACUCGUAC